ACAAACUACAUGAUAUUUUUACAAGAAAAUAAAGUUUUAAUUUGUUUUAGAACUAUUAUAAGGUUUUGAGAUGGAGAAUAACACAAACAGUGCAACAGCAACAUCAACUGCAACGACUAUUACUAGUGCACCCUCAAGCUCAACGGUUUCAAGAAUUGUUCUUUUACUUUUGAGGGUGUUAACUUUUGUGUUUCUUCUCAUUGCUCUCAUAGUCAUUGUCUUAACCAAGGAAACUUUAGAGACAAGUUUUGGUGAAUCGGAAAUUAAGUUCAACGAUAUCCAUGCUUUUCGAUACAUGAUCUCCACAAUAGUAAUUGGGUUUGCAUACAACCUUCUUCAAAUGGCACUUUCAAUUUUCACCGUGGUCUCAGGAAAUCGUGUAUUAAGUGGUGAUGGAGGCUAUAUGUUUGAUUUUUUUGGUGACAAGAUUAUAUCAUACUUUCUACUUUCCGGUUCAGCUGCUGGAUUUGGUGCAUCAGAAGAUCUACAUAGAAUCUUCAAAGCAGGAGAAUUGCCUUUAAACUCAUUCUUUGGAAAGGCUAAUGCCUCAACUAGCCUUCUUCUUUUAGGAUUUCUAACUACAGCAAUAGCUUCAAUUUUCACUUCAUUUGCUUUGCCAAGAAGAGCUAAAUAGCAUUAAUUUUCACUUCAUUUGCUUAAAUGAAAGCUUUGUUGUAUGCACAAAAUGAUUUAUUCUCUAAUUUUGUUUGUAAUGGAUUUGUAUCUUCCUUCUUUUCUUUUAAGUUUUAUUUCCUAAGAAUUGCUCUUUUUUAAUAGAA
Messenger RNA from Medicago truncatula (barrel medic), 779 nucleotides. RefSeq names its product CASP-like protein 4D1. The coding region runs from base 71 to 634 and encodes 187 amino acids. The record is from RefSeq and is a predicted model, not a curated record. The transcript has 3 exons. Lineage: Eukaryota; Viridiplantae; Streptophyta; Magnoliopsida; Fabales; Fabaceae.